Molecule: messenger RNA, 4552 nt
Organism: Physella acuta
Lineage: Eukaryota; Metazoa; Mollusca; Gastropoda; Physidae
Product: tumor protein D54
Cellular component (GO): cytoplasm
Source: RefSeq, a predicted model, not a curated record
GGUAAGUAUUGAUGACGUAGUACUCAAGCAGUAGCACAGCUGGCAGUCUGAAGUAAAUUAUUGGAAAUAUUUUCUCCCCACACAUCAAAAUGUCCACUACCCCCACCGACGAUAUGCUCUAUGGUUUAGAUAAAGGUGACAAUUACUAUGAUGCCGCCUCAUCUCCCUCCACCGACCUCGGAGCUUCAGCCUCUGGUGCUGGCACGCCUCUUGACGAAACUCCAGAAGAACGGGAGAGGCGCAUGACAGAACUUAAGGAAGAGUUGGAGAAGGUUGAAUCAGAAAUCAACAUGUUGCGCCAGGUUCUGGGUAGCAAAGUUAGACACGCCAGCGAGCUGAAGAGAAGAAUGGGGAUAACCCCGUUUCAAGAGUUCAAGCAAGAUUUACAGUCUGGGAUUCAGCAAAUUAAAAGCUCUGACCCAUACCAAAAGACCAAUGAUACCUUACAUCAGUUCAAUGAAAAGAUAUCGCAAACACAGGCCUACCAAAAAACCUCCGCUGUAGUGAAGACGGCCACAGAAAAAACAAGCAGUGCCAUUUCAACAGUUGGCCAGGUGGUGGCCAAGAAGAUGGGGGAUAUCAAGAACUCCCAGACAUUCAAAUCUUUUGACGAGAAGAUGCACAACACCUACGCCAAUGUCAAGUCCUCCCGCUCCAUAGAGGGCUUAAAAGAACGUUUGGCUAGAGUGACAGGCAGCAGAUCCUCCAGUGAAAUCGAUGACGCUUUCCGUGACGCCCACUCUGCAGACGAGAACCUCAUCACCACGCCAGAGUCCGCUGACGAUGCCGCAAACAUCAACCUCCCAGAGGAUAAGCUCCCACUCUAAUUAACAGCUUUUUUUAAUUAACCUGCCAACAAAAUCUUCUACUAGCCGCGAGUUGAUGUUCGCUCCCUUCAUAAAAGUCAAAUUUUAAAGAAAUGUUUGUAAUAUAGAAGUUUGAGGGUCUGCUUGACAAAUUUAUUUUUUCGGGGAGUUUAACAAUUUUUUUUUUUCAUCAAUGUACAUGAAUUAUAUUUGGUAGUUAACAUUGUUUAUUUUAAUUCUCUAAUUGUGUAUUGAAUCUUAACUUUGCUUUAAACAAAUAUUGUCCAUAUAAUUUAUGAAAAGGCAAAUGACCAAGUCAUUUAUAUAUGAUGUGUAUAGUUUGUUGUUUUUUUGUGUUCAUACCUUUAUCUUUAAAGUGAGGUCAAAUUAUGUAACUUGCAUGCUGUAGAAGUCCCUUAUCAGGGCAUAGAACAGCUAUUUAUAGAACAGCUAUUUAUAGAUGUCACCACUGUGAUGAGUUUAAACAUGCUUUCACUAAAUCAGAUACACAAGAUUCUUUUGAUUAUCUUAUUUCAAAUUAACAUAUUUCAAAUUAACAGUCCACAUAAGUAAAAGUAAUCAGAAAUGAAAAAAAAAAUUUAUUAUAAAAAAAAAAAACAAUUAUUCUGUUGUUUUGUCUGAAAUAUCAUUGUUUAUUGGAAUAUGAUAUUAAAAUCAUUUGAUUUUUUAAAAAAUUACAAAGUAUAAGUGAACAUUAUCAUUUUUAGUUGUAUGUAAUUUAUGUUAACUAACUUUAAAUACAAAACAUUGAGAUGCUGUAUAGUCUAUACGAAAACCUCAACAAGUUCUAUAUUACUUUGUUAAAAAUAUGCCUACACUUGUUUUUUUAAAACCAUCCCAGGCUGGGAGAAAAGGUAAAUUUUACAGUAACUUAUUAUUUAUUUAAAGAUACUUUUUUUAAACUGAACAUCCCUUUUUUACUAGUUUUUUUUUUUUAAAGUGGAAUUUAAAUUUGAAAUAUGUACUCAUGGGUAAUCAGACUUCUUUCUAUAUAACAAAAAAGAAAUUAACUUCUUGAAAUUUACUACUGAAAUAGUAUUUGUUUUGUUGUAUAGCAAAAGAGCAACAAGGCUAUUCCAUAACAUUUGACAAACCCCUGUCAUUAUUAAAUAAUUAAUUGUAACAACUUUCCUGUUUUAGCCUUUAGUUGAUUUAUUCCGAUAUCUAUUCAGCUAUCUAUUCAGAUAUCAAGUAUACAUUUUUGAGUAACAAAAUAUUGUGUUUGCUGGCGUACUUAUGCUUAUGUUACAGUAUGUAAACAUUAAAUAAGGCACUGCGUCAAUUACCUUCAGCUUCAUAAUGACACAUCAAGAAAAUGUAUGUCUACGUCUUAACGCAAUAGAAGCAUUCCAUAUAUGUACUAGUGUACGUCACUGUGCUAGUAGCAUUUUAAUUAUUUCAUUCCUUGUUUUGUUUUAUAAAUAAAGUAUGUUGUAAACAUUACACUUGUGAAUAUCUAAAAGUUAUUUUUGAUUUUUUUGCAAUUUUGAAUUAAAAUUUCAAAAGAGGUAACUUAUUGGGGUAAAUUUUAACAGAGGAAAUGUGGCUAUCAAUAUUUGUUUUAUUUACAUUCAUACCAUUUAUUACUGUACAUUAAAAUAGUAAUCAAAUGUUGUAACCGAAAUGAUGAGUUCAGAAAUAUUUUGGACUGGAUUGUGUAAGGUACCAUUUUUUUUUAACAAUAGCCUUUUUUAACCAGCUGGUUUUGCAAAAUUUAAGUUCAGGUUGAAUACAUUUUGCUGUGUUAUAUUUUCUGUAUUGCAUGCUAACUUCACACAGUGAAGCUAUGUUAAGGAUUGAAGGAGGGGGACACACUGGGUCAAGAUGGGAAAUGUUACUGGCUUCAUUAAAUGUUGUAUACCAACUGAUCCAACUGCAGUAAACAGUUUCAUGCUCACAACUCCACUAAUGCUCUGCAAGUUCAUUUGGGGGAGGGGGGGGGUGUUACCACACUAAUUAGUCGAGUGAUUAGGAUUAUAAGAUUCAACACUAUUCACAUACAGAAUCUAUUUGUUGUCUGCGAUGUUUUGAGUAGGAUUAUUGAACACAGUCUGGAUACUGGGGUUUGUUGACACUUAGAACCAACCAAGUUUCUUGAGUUAGCCUAAGUCAUAUGUUAUUGGUCAGCAGGCUAUUCUUCAAGUUUCUUGAGUUAGCCCAAGUCACAUGUUAUUGGUCAGCAGGCUAUUCUUCAAGUUUCUUGAGUUAGCCCAAGUCACAUGUUAUUGGUCAGCAGGCUAUUCUUCAAGUUUCUUGAGUUAGCCCAAGUCAUAUGUUUAUGGUCAGCAGGCUACUCUUCAAGUUUCUUGAGUUAGCCCAAGUCACAUGUUAUUGGUCAGCAGGCUAUUCUUCAAGUUUCUUAAGUUAGCCCAAGUCAUAUGUUUAUGGUCAGCAGGCUACUCUUCAAGUUUCUUGAGUUAGCCCAAGUCAUAUGUUUAUGGUCAGCAGGCUACUCUUCAAGUUUCUUGAGUUAGCCCAAGUCAUAUGUUAUUGGUCAGCAGGCUAUUCUUUAAGUUUCUUAAGUUAGCCCAAGUCAUAUGUUUAUGGUCAGCAGGCUAUCUCUGGUACUAGACUUGAUGAUUUCUUUUAUAGCCAGCCUCCACUUAUCUAAAUUACAUGUUUUUGUAUUUGAGUGAGGCUUUUUUUUUAUCUAAAUGAUACAUAACGUAACAUUUUGUCACAGUAAAUAUAAAAAAUAAAUGCUAAAAAAUUAUAGCAACUCAAAUAAAUGAAGAUUAUAAUAAGACGCAGACUAAAUUUUGUGCUGCAGCACUAAAGACUUUGUCGUCUUUGUGCUACGUGUAGCUAGGUCCCAUCAUGUGCAAUCAUUUAAAUGAAAUUCAAUAGAAUAAAAUUUGGUGUAAAAUUAUUCUGUGUUCACAAAAUCAUGCAUUUAUUCCACAUAUUCAUUCUGCUAAUAGCUUAGGCUGGUUUCUGUGUACAUUGCAAAAAUUAAUUUUUAAAAACCAUCAAAGUGGGUAGGAAAAGUCUGAAUUUAGCCAAACUAAAUUCAAUUAAAUUUAUGUCGUUAUUUAUCAUUGUUUAAUUAUUAUCUAUUCUAGUGCAUGAUGCUAAUGUAAAAUAAAGAACAUUAUUUAAAUCCUAUUUAAAGGAAUUUUUUUUUACAUUGAAAAUGUUUGUUGCUAUUGAAAGAUUUUUCUUUUAGAAUGUUAUUAUUACAUAAUUAUUAUUUUUUAGAUUAGCUUUUUUUAAAUAUUUAAGCUACUUUAAAAAAAAACAAGUUAACUUUCACAAAAUUAACUUUUUACAAAAUUUAAUUUUACUUAUGCAAAUUGAAAUUGUAUUCGAGAUAGACUUAAGAAAUGAAGUAUUGUUUGGGGCUGAUCAUGUGAUACGCGCCUUCAGCCAUUUUUAUGUUAUACCGGAAACCAUUCGGUCUCGUUGUUUAGUUGUUCAUUUAUCUUGUACCAUCAGUGGUUCUCACUAUGGGGUAAGCAGGGACCAAAUAUGUCUUACACAAGGUGAAAUCCUUACACGUGUUAUACAUCUUAGCCAUGUAUACCUUGUGUCUGAUAUAGGAUGUUGUAAUACAUCCUUGUUUGAUGUUUUGGUCUUUGAAGAAUGUGUCAACUAAAACUUGAGAACCAUUGACAUAAAGAAUUGUUUACUUUUUCGGUACCUUAGUUUCAGUUCUUUUCCUGCUAUCUUUGUUAUUAUUUCUAAUCAAUGUAAAUAGCCCAUGCCAAUAAAUAUUCCCAUUUCAA